AGAACCGUGUGAGAAAUAUAAUUAUGUUUGUAAAAGACUUAUGUAAUCAUGGAACUUAAUUCGAUCUUAAUUUUCAUAUGUGCUUCUAUUUUAAACGUGAAUUGCUACGAUAUCAUUCAAAGACAAAAUGACGCGAUUAAUGCAAGUUAUUUGGAAGAAGUAUUAGAUGCGCAGGAGUGUGAUCGGCAAGUAAAAUUAAUAAGAGGAAAUGCAUUGAUGUUACUUCAAUUUGCCGACUCCGGCCUAAGAACACCAAGAGGUAUACUCACUGGCAAUACAGUAGACCUUGGAAACUACCAUCAAUGUUUAGGAAUAUAUCAUCAACUGGAAGAGAUGCACAUUCAGGGAAAGUACUGUUCGAUUGAAGUCCCUUUCGACCAAAAGUUCCACUUACCAAGACCUCAGGAUCUGAAAGGGUUACCGUUCAAUCCAAGUUCAUUACGGGUGGACAAUGCUACUAUAAAAAGGAUGGAGAAAUAUGAUGUUAUGAGAAGACUGAUGCGGGCCGUCGGUGGAAAUUUUGAUAGAUUUGAUUUAGAAGCCAGAUCUACACCGGAAAAUCCUCUGACCAACAUGGUUUUUAGAUUAUCAGUUUGUGUACCGAAACCGUGUACUACAGAGCAAGCUAUUACGUCGUUACUGUUCAACAUUUCUCAAAUUGGUUUCAAGUAUACGGACCACUACUGUCGACUGCCCAACGACAAACCUUGGGUUACUGCUGAUUUUGUAGCUGUAUCACUCUUUGCCGUUCUGGGUUUUCUAACGUUAAUGAGCACGUGUUACGACAUCGGGGGUCGAUUUAUAUUAAAGAAAGAUGUAAAGCAACUGAGUUUGCUUUAUAGAUCGUUUUCUGUAUAUACAAACGGAGAAAUAUUAACGACGUUUAAGUCAGUUCCUGGGACCAUACAAAGUCUCGAUGGGAUCAGAACAUUGGCUAUGUUGUGGGUCAUCCUCGGUCACACUUACGGUACAGAACCAUUUGCAGCAAACCCUAUGGAUACUUAUUCGUGGAUGUUUUCUGCUAAAGCCUUGUGGUUAACUGCCGCGACCAUGACUGUCGAUACAUUCUUCACCAUGUCAGGGGUUCUUUUGGUUUAUACGACUGCUGGAAAAAUGAAUCAAAUGACAUUUGUGAAAAACCUGCACUGGUUCUAUCUGAAUCGCUUCAUGAGGGUGACACCGAUGUUGGGUGUUGUUGCUCUACUCCAGGCUUCGUUCUACAACCAAAUUGUCGACGGGCCCUAUUGGGUGACGGUGGCUGAUCAUGUGAAGAGAUGUCGAGACAACUGGUUGAUGACAAUGCUACAUGUGCAAAACUUUAUGCGUCCUGAAACCAUGUGUGUCACUCACUCCUGGUACAUUGCUAUUGACUUCCAACUUUACGUCAUCUCACCUGUCAUCCUCUUCUGGGUGUUUUCUGGCAAGAGUCGCACAGCCUGGUCCAGUUUGCUUGGAGGACUUCUAGUUGUGUUGAUAAUUUCAACUGGUUACUGUUUCUAUAUGGAUUUGCCGGGUGGAGUUAUAGUACCCAGGUAAGUGUACUUUGCCAUCAAAAUUUUGCUUGAAUCGAUUCGGAUAAUUUGAUUUGAAUGCAAUCUUAAUUACAUGUAUG
Molecule: messenger RNA, 1612 nt
Organism: Trichoplusia ni (cabbage looper)
Lineage: Eukaryota; Metazoa; Arthropoda; Insecta; Lepidoptera; Noctuidae
Product: nose resistant to fluoxetine protein 6-like
Exons: 8
Coding region: 49-1536 (495 amino acids)
Molecular function (GO): acyltransferase activity, transferring groups other than amino-acyl groups
Source: RefSeq, a predicted model, not a curated record